This is a messenger RNA of Camellia sinensis, 801 nucleotides long. Lineage: Eukaryota; Viridiplantae; Streptophyta; Magnoliopsida; Ericales; Theaceae. The record is from RefSeq and is a predicted model, not a curated record.
AUGAGUGCAAUCUUAAUAUUAUCUGCAAUUCUAAGGCAAAGGAAAAGGAAAAGGCCAAGGCAAUGUCUAAAGGAAAAGAAAAGGCAACUUCUUUUGACAAAGGAAAGGAAAACACAUGUCCAAUGUUCAUCGACAGAUCGACAAUGGUAUAACCUACCAACUACAGAUGAGAUUGUAGUUGUAAUACCAGGUGAUGGAACCAAGGUUAGUGGAAUGAGAGAUGUUAUCUUACAUCUACAAGGAAAUAAUGAGCUAAUGCAAAUCAAUGAAUGUCACCCAGCAUAUUUGCCAUUACAUUAUGUUUUAUUAUUUCCACAUGAGUAUUCAACAAUUUUGAGAGCUGGAAAAUUGUUCCAAGAGUUUUUGGUUGAUGCUUGGGCCGCAACUGAACAAAAUAGGUUGACUUACUACAAGCUUAAUCAAGGGAAAUUCCGUACUGAACUUUACCAAGAUUUGACAGAUAUUGAUCCAAAUGACCUUCAGCCCAAUCAAAUUGGCCAAAGGUUUGUUUUGCCAUCUUCAUUUCCUGGAGGUCCUAGACACAUGUUUAAAAUCUUUCAAGACUCAAUGGCUAUCACACGAUACAACCAACAUCCAGACAUUUUUCUUACCAUGACUGCAAAUCCUAAUUGGCCAGAAAUUACUUCAGCAUUAUUACCGCACCAAAAGCCUAUUGAUCGUCCUGAUUUAAUUGCCCGCGUUUUUGAAUUAAAGAGAAAGUGCUUGAUGAAGGAGAUAGAAAUAAACCGAGUGUUUGGUAAUAAAGUUGCGCAUGUUUUUACAAUUGAAUUCCAAAAAUGA